GCCAUCUCGAGCACGUGCAUUUUUUUCAGAUCGCCCAUCCUUCCUUUCCUCCUACCACUAUGCCUGUAGCUGUGGACGGGGUGCGUCCCAGCUCACCAUCGAGGCCCAAGGACAAGGAAACUAGACAGCCUCAGGAUGUACCCCUCCCGGAGACCCCCAAACCAUCGGGAAAGCGUAAACGGAAGGGGAAAGAAGUGGCGGAGACGAGUCCUCCGAGUGCACCGCAGAUCACGGAUGAGAGUCCGUGGUCUUGGAAGUCUUUGACAGAGGAGUCGGCGAGCAGGGUCCCACCAUUUUUCACGAAAGAUGGACGAUACUUUUUCUAUGUUACUGGAUCUGCUGUGAAGAUCUACUCUUCUACCACAGGCCAAGUCGUGUCCACGCUCAAACAGCUCAGCGUGAACAGUUUUGGGGGUCACCAAGACCCUCUUGCGUCGCAUGUCAUCACCUCUGCAAUUCUGUCCCCGCACAAUCCUUUCCAGUUGAUCACUGGAUCCUCUGACGGUUAUAUCCGUCUAUGGGACUUCCUAGAUGCCGUCCUUCUCCAAACGAUCAAUGUCAAGAAGCCAAUCAUGCAAGUCGCUGCUCACGAGUCGAUCAAGGGUUAUGUCUUCGUUUCCGUCGAUCAAGGGACUAAGAGGAAGACUAGUAAAGCGAAGCGCGAGACUUCUGAAAUCAACGGCUCAGUACAUCGUGUGUCGUUGCGACCAUCUGCUGCUACGGCCGGCUCGCCGGUCCAACUCCCUGCAGAGACCGCUUUUGUUGGGAAGACGCGCGCAACAAUGGGCUUGUCCGUGUCACCAAGUGGUGCUUGGGUAGUGGCAAUCGGCGGUCACAAAGCCUACGUUUGUCCGACGUCCAACCUAUCGGCCGGCUUCACCAAGUUUGUCUCACCUCAGAAGCUCACAUGUUUGGCCUUUCACCCAUCGGACGACUAUUUCGCCACUGGAGAUAUCACGGGCUGCAUACGCUUGUGGUAUUGUUUGGACGCGGGCCUUACGAAGACUUUCGGCGUGCAGAGAACAGCUCAGACGACCACUAUGCACUGGCAUGCCCACGCUGUGUCGUCUGUUACGUUCACCACCAACGGAGCCUAUCUCCUGAGCGGCGGUGAGGAGGCUGUACUCGUCAUCUGGCAGCUACACUCGGGCAGAAAGGAAUUCGUUCCCCGAGUCGGCGCACCUAUCGUACAUGUCGCUUUGUCGAAGACGCCCGAAGGCGAAGAGGAAUAUCUUCUUACCCUCGCCGACGCUUCAUUUGUCUUCGUUCGCUCUGGCACGCUCAAGAUUUCUAGAUCCAUUGCUCGCGUCAAGAUAGACCCCGCAAUGUCUCAUAAUCGACCGCCUGCUUCUACUUCCUCACCCCUAGUCUUCCAUGCACGGACAUCCACCAUCAUCCUGCCGUCGUCGCAUCCGUCAUCCCUUCAGAUCUAUGACCCAGUAUCCUCCAGACUCGUAUCGGAACUCGAAGUUUCGCCAUCGAACAGAAUAGCGCGUAGAGACGAGAAACCGUUACUUCCCGCCCGUGUGGAACACGCUGUGGUGUCAGACUCGGGGGAGUGGAUGGCGACUCUGGAUCACCGCGACCCAGACGGGACUUUCCACGGAGAAGUCCACUUGAAGAUAUGGUGGUGGGACCACAAGUCCGAGUUCUGGAUAUUGAAUACCCGUAUAGAGCGUCCGCACGGGUUGUCGAGGGUGUCAGCUCUAGCGUUCCGACCAAGGGCCAGUGGUAACGAUGAUCUGUUCCUCGUUACAGUCGGGGCGGAUGGCAACAUAAAGUCGUGGGGCAUCCGUACAGCGAAGCAGAAGUCUGGCAACGUGGAGGCGUUCUGGGUUGCUCGUUCCACUAUGCGGUAUCGUACCGAGGUCCCAACCCACGUAUCGUGGUCAGCGGAUGGCUCGUUGUUCGCUGUCUCCGUUGGCCCUCAUGUCGCUCUCUACGACGGGAAUACGAACGCCCUCCAUCAAGUGUUGACUUGCGCGGAUUGCGAACGUGCGGCGUCGGCGUACUUUGUGGGCAUCAGCGGUCGCCAUAUCGCCGUAGUGGGGCAGAGAGAUGUGAUGCUAUGGGAUCUACUUACGCGCUCAAUGCGUUGGCGAUACACAAAUAUUAACGUGGUUGACCGAUUGGUGGUCCACCACACCGAAGAGUCCUUCGCCGUUCUCGAGCGUUGUGCUACAUCCGGUCACGCAUCACCAUCCUCAAGAGUCAUCAUCCUCCACACCGCUUCCCCAGUGCCGACCGCAAUACGGACGCUACCCUUCAACAUUCGUGUUGCAAUGUCCCAUCCAUCACUCGAUUCGUUCUCUGCUAAACCUUCGUCAUUCGUCCUCGUGGGUAUUACUCACAAGUGGAGCGUCGCCGUCUUCGGUGAUGAAGUACGACUACCAGAGGAUAAAGGCUCCUCUGCUCGGAGUAUCGGCAACGAGAGUGUGGCGGGCCCUUCCAAGCGCACGCUCUUCCAUGAUAUCUUUGGGGCGUCUGCGCUAGUUGAGACUACGCCGAAUGCAACGCUCCCACUGGAACCCGACAUCACUCACUCGUGGAGGGGCAAAGAGGUCGCGGAGAUUUUCGACGCGCCGACAUAUCUCAUGCCUCCCGUUACAUCACUCUUUGACACCCUAGUAGACUCUUUCCUGACUGUGAAAACGUCAGAUAGAACCGCGAAGCCAGAAGAAGAGGAGGAAGAGGAGCGACAAGACGAGGAUAUCGAGAUGGAGGACGGCACAGAGCCCCUGAUUACCGAGGAUCGUAUCGAGCGCGUAGUGAACAAACGCGAGAUGGAAGCCUUCGUUGACCUGUUCAAAAAUUGUGCAAUGAGAGAACCUGUCGCAACGCACCAUGAUGCACCAAGGAACGGCCUACACCAUGCAAAUGGCGGCCAUCCGCCACACGCAAACGACGUUCCUCCCGCCGCACCCUCAUUCGCCAAAACCAACGGCGCCAAACAAAGCUUGCCUACGCCCGCCUCCACGCCCGCGCGGACUGCCAAGGAACCGCCAACAUCGCCGUCAAAAACCUCGCCCGCCGUACAGGUCGGCCAAAAACGCAAAAAGUCACUGGGAUAAUACAGGUAGUUGGGAGGGGUUCGUCGUCAUGUAGUGCUAGCAUUUCUCGCAUACCAUCUGCAUCGAUAGUCAUCGCUGUCCUGUCUUACCACAUGCACGCAAUCUACCUUAU
Rhodofomes roseus is the source of this 3183-nucleotide messenger RNA. Its product is annotated as WD40 repeat-like protein. Gene Ontology annotation, biological process: positive regulation of transcription by RNA polymerase I; positive regulation of rRNA processing. Gene Ontology annotation, molecular function: RNA binding; protein binding. Bases 60 to 3071 code for a protein of 1003 amino acids. NCBI's taxonomy places the organism in Eukaryota, Fungi, Basidiomycota, Agaricomycetes, Polyporales, Fomitopsidaceae. The transcript is spliced from 7 exons. The record is from RefSeq and is a predicted model, not a curated record. Gene Ontology annotation, cellular component: nucleolus.